AUGACCUUCACCGGUAAUAAUGAUCGCACCGCCGCUUCUUCCUCUUCGUCUCCGGCGAUUCCGGUCAAGGUCAUUCCUCUCCAACAUCCCGAUUCUGAUCCUCGUCGUCCUUCCAUUCCCUUACAUCGUUUCUUCUCCCGAUGGACGGCGAAGAUCAAGCGUAUGACUGUCUUCGACUGGUUGGAUACGAUUUUUCCUUGCUUCCUUUGGAUUCGGACUUACCGGUGGCGACAAUAUUUUAAGCUCGAUCUCAUGGCUGGCAUCACCGUUGGCGUUAUGCUUGUUCCCCAGGCAAUGUCAUAUGCAAAGUUAGCUGGGCUUCAACCAAUAUACGGUCUAUACUCCUCAUUUGUGCCGGUAUUUGUGUAUGCCGUAUUCGGCUCAUCCCGCCAGCUUGCAGUUGGACCUGUAGCAUUGGUUUCUCUUCUUGUUUCCAAUGCUUUGAGUGGAAUUGUUGAUCCAUCUGAAGAGCUAUACACUGAGCUUGCUAUUUUGUUGGCAUUUCUGGUUGGAAUAUUUGAGUGCAUCAUGGGGAUUUUAAGGCUUGGAUGGCUUAUUCGUUUCAUAAGUCACUCAGUCAUUUCUGGAUUUACAACUGCUUCAGCCAUAGUGAUUGGAUUAUCCCAGUUGAAGUACUUCCUGGGGUAUAACGUUUCCCGGAGCAGCAAGAUUGUGCCACUGGUUGAGAGUAUAAUAGCUGGAGCUGAUCAGUUUAAGUGGCCACCUUUCUUGUUGGGAUCUAACAUUCUGGUGAUCCUCCUCGUAAUGAAGCAUGUGGGAAAAGCAAACAAGGAACUUCAGUUCAUUCGAGCAGCAGGGCCGCUCACAGGGCUUGUUCUUGGUACAACCAUAGCAAAAGUGUUCCAUCCACCUUCCAUCUCACUGGUGGGAGAUAUUCCUCAGGGCCUUCCAAAGUUUUCUUUCCCCAAAAGUUUUGAUCAUACACAAUUAUUGCUUCCAACGGCGGCUCUCAUUACUGGUGUGGCCAUCUUGGAAUCUGUAGGUAUUGCCAAAGCACUAGCAGCAAAAAACAGAUACGAGUUGGAUUCAAAUUCAGAGUUGUUUGGUCUUGGUGUUGCAAAUAUAUUUGGCUCAUUGUUUUCUGCAUAUCCGACUACAGGAUCCUUUUCUAGGUCAGCGGUGAAUAGCGAAAGUGAAGCUAAGACUGGUCUAUCAGGCCUUGUAACAGGCAUCAUCAUUGGAUGUGCUCUACUGUUCUUGACCCCAGUGUUUAAAUAUAUACCACAGUGUGCUUUAGCAGCAAUAGUGAUCUCGGCUGUUAUUGGCUUAGUGGACUAUGAAGGGGCUAUCUUCCUGUGGCGUGUAGACAAGAGAGAUUUUACUCUUUGGACCAUCACUAGCACCACCACUUUGUUCUUUGGAAUAGAGAUCGGAGUCCUCAUUGGUGUUGGUGUUUCACUUGCAUUUGUUAUACACGAGUCUGCAAACCCUCAUAUUGCUGUCUUGGGGCGUCUUCCAGGAACCACUGUGUACAGAAACAUGAAGCAGUAUCCAGAGGCAUACACUUACAACGGGAUUGUGAUUGUUCGAAUCGAUGCUCCCAUAUAUUUUGCCAACAUAAGUUACAUCAAGGACAGGCUAAGAGAAUAUGAAGUAGCUAUCGACAAACACACAAACAAGGGACCGGCGUUGGAUAGGAUCUAUUUUCUUAUCCUGGAAAUGUCUCCUGUCACCUACAUAGACUCAAGCGCCGUAGAAGCCUUGAAGGAAUUGUACGAGGAGUAUAAAACAAGGGACAUUCAGCUUGCGAUUUCGAACCCGAACAAAGAUGUUCUGUGGACUCUGGCAAGAUCAGGGAUUGUGGAGCUUAUUGGCAAAGAAUGGUACUUUGUGAGAGUACAUGACGCCGUCCAUGUUUGUCUUCAUUUCGUCGAGAGCUUGAGCCAGACACCCACAAAUGUUGAAACGAGCAACAGUUCAAACUUGUGGAGAAGGAUUGGGGCCAUUGUUGAAUCCGACACUAACCUUGUUUUGAAGGAGCCAUUGUUGUUCAGCGAGAAAUAA
Messenger RNA from Arabis nemorensis, 2025 nucleotides. Lineage: Eukaryota; Viridiplantae; Streptophyta; Magnoliopsida; Brassicales; Brassicaceae. The record is from the annotation of a GenBank genome assembly.